Closterium sp. Naga37s-1 is the source of this 1770-nucleotide messenger RNA. The record is from the annotation of a GenBank genome assembly. NCBI's taxonomy places the organism in Eukaryota, Viridiplantae, Streptophyta, Zygnematophyceae, Desmidiales, Closteriaceae.
AUGCACGGGCUGCGGGCCUCUCUGCGCGCGCCUGUCUCUGGCGCCCCUCCUCUUUGCGCCCUCGCGCGUGCCGCCUCUUCCGCCCACGCGUCAGUGCCUGCGCUGCGUCCGCAGAAUAGCGCCCCUCACCGCCUUUCCCUCCCGCGCGAACGUCCCGCGCACACCACGAUCGCGCGCCGUCCGACUCCCGCCCAGGGCGGUGUGCUCGUCGGCAGAGGAGCCGUUGCGCGGCGGACCAGGGGGCACUGCGGCGAGAUCGUGAGGAGGGACGGAGAUGCGGCGGGGGGCGACAGCUUUGAGCGCGCGGGGAGAGAAUUGGACAGGCGGGCGCGGGGCGCGAGAGCCCGUUCCGGCGGCAUUAGGCGGAGGCGGAGCGCCUAUCCGGGGACAUGCGCCCGUGGGCAAAAGACGGGAAGGGGCGCGGGGACGGUGGCGAGGGGAGACGAGGCGAGGGCGGUGGCAGUAGCGGCAGCGACGCGGAGGGGGAGGAGGGAGGCAUGGGCGGCAGAAGCAGGGCGCGCAGCAGCAGGGCGGAGAGGCGGGGCGCAGCAGCAAGACCUCGCAUCCUUCUUCCGCACCCAGCGGACGGGCAUAGCGCGCAGGGGCAAGGGCGCAAGCACCAGCCUGUGCGCGUUGACCUCAGCAACAACCAACCCCCAGUUCCCUGGUGCCACCCCUUCUGGUUCCCUGGUGCCACCCCUUCUGGUUCCCUGGUGCCACCCCUUCUGGUUCCCUGGUGCCACCCCUUCUGGUGACCCCGCUGCUGGAAGCGCAGGGAGCGCGAGCGUGGCGCAGCUGCGGCUGGGAGGCAACGAGCUGGCAGGGUCCAUCCCUGACAGCCUCUCCACACUCACACAUCUCCUCCCUCUCAAUCUCUCCACCAACCAUCUAUGGUUUGCCAGCGGCUGCAGUGGCAGGCAUUGUGGCAGCGAGUGUGUGUGCGCUUGCCGUGGUGGCAGCAGCACUGUGUGUAGUGGGGUGGAGGGGGGAGGUGGAGAGGAGGAGGAGGCUGAACGGGUACUUGUUGAUGGUGAAGCAGGCGCCAGUGAGAGUGACGGUGGAGGGGGUGGUGGAGGGCACCAAGAGCUUCAGUGCAAUGUGCUCGGCUCGCAGUGCAUGCUGGCCAUCAAGAGGCUCCAUGCUUCGUUUCUGCCUCUCCCUCUACCACAGCCAUGGGCAAGGGGAGCAACAAGGGCAUGGGGCCAAGGGGGUUUCAGGGGAGGAGGCGAGGGAGGCAGCGGAGCAGCUAGCAAACAAGGAGGUGCAGGCGGAGGUGCGCAUGCUGGGACAACAGCACUGCAAAUGAGCGUGCAACAGCAGCCAAGGCCAUCAUCUGCAUCCUCACUGCCAUCAUCGAACCCCUCCUCCGCCACUCUUUCCUCUGCAUCCCUGCCUGCUGCCCAACACACAUUCACGAUGUUCAGGCGGCACACAUGUCCGCGGCCGUGCUGGGCAAGUAUGGCGCUGGAGUAUGCGCAGCGUGGGAGGGUGACCACAGCCGCAGAUGUGUUUGCAUUGGGGAUGGUGCUGCUGCAGCUGGUGUCGGGGCGAUGGCCGUACGACGAGGAGGUGGAGGACAGGGGGCUGGCCAGGUGGCCGGGCGGCCACGUCUGUGUGUGCCGUGCUGGACCUGCUGCUGGGGCCGUCCAUGCUGGAUGCGUGGACGUAACUCAAGAGUCUGCAUGGCAUGGUGGCGCACAUGCAAGGCCACGAGCAGAUGAGGAGGACAAGGGUAAGGUUGGGAGCUGCUGUGGGGCUGGAAAGGCAUAG